AUGGCAGAUCAGAGGGGCAACGAUCCAGCAUCGACAAGUUCCUCGGUCAACCAGGAGUCAAUCGGACAUCUGAUUACUCUAUUUUCUUCACCUCUCACCUCGGAAUGGACACGUAAACGAGCUCCAUACAACUUUCGGCAAUCAUUCCGAACCACCCAAGCGUUGGCGCCGGAUAACACCGCUCGAAUUUUUCUCGACCGCGGCGGAUUCAAAGCUUGGAUAGCACAUCACCUCACCACGACAGGACAAGCUCAUUUCAACGGGCGACAGGCUCGACAACAGCUCAUUGAGGAGCUCGAUAAUCUGCCGGUGGAGGAAAGGGCAAGAAUUGCGGAGAGGAUCGCUGACUCGAGCAUCCACCCAAGCGUUGAAGGUCCCAUUCAGUCGAUGGAGCAACAGACCCUGGAAACUCGGGCUAUGGCCAUUGAUACCGUUGGCUCUAAACGCCGCCGGCAAGACGAACCUUCUAGAUAUGAUGAUGAUGACUGCCCGAUAUCCCCUCCUAAUUCGACCCUUCCCACGAACAUUCACUCUCGGGAUGAUUCACGCAGCGCCUAUACCGAUCCAUCGCAAGCCUAUACCGGCUCGGGCCUGUCCGACGAAGAAGGACAAUGA
Messenger RNA from Fusarium falciforme, 615 nucleotides. RefSeq lists its product as hypothetical. The coding region runs from base 1 to 615 and encodes 204 amino acids. The transcript has 3 exons. Lineage: Eukaryota; Fungi; Ascomycota; Sordariomycetes; Hypocreales; Nectriaceae. The record is from RefSeq and is a predicted model, not a curated record.